CUUCGUCAUCAUCUGCUUUCUCGUUAAUCCCUGCUUUGACAACGUCAGUACCAAGUACAGCGGCUACAACUUCUUCAGGAGCCACAUCUACUACACCAGGCAUGUCAAGAUUUGGAUUUGCGAUUUUGCCAAUUUUGCUUUUUGCCUUACUUUUGUCAACGUCAAAUGCAGAUGAACAGAGAGUAAAUUACGGAGUUGUUUUUCAAGAACAAUCCGAUAUUGAUUUUGCGACAGAUUAUUGGACACAUGUUUAUGAAAUUCAAACAUAUUUAAAUGUACAACACAUGUUAAUAAACAGAUGUGCACAUCCUACGAAUUAUCAAUGUCAAUCAUAUAAUAAGAUAAUUGCGGAAGUAAAUUUUAUGAGAAUUAAUAUGAAUUCCCAAAUAAAGGAAACACAAAUAUUAAUUGAUAAAUUAAUACCAAAGCUAAACUCAACCUUAAAUGGUAAAUCAAAGCGUGCAAUAUUGGGUUUUGUAGGGACCGUCAUGGGUGGAUUGUUCGAUCUUGUAACGACUGGCAGUGUGAAUAAACUUGUAGCCCAUAUAAAUACUCUAACGACCGAAAAUAACAAAAUUGCAAAGGCAUUAACACAAUACGGGGGUAGUUUAACAUCUUUUGUUUCACAAACUGAAGAAAGACUAGAUAAUGCAAUGAAUGGUAUACAACGAAAUUACAAUUCUCUACUAUUUUUAAACAAUCAAAUUAAAAGAGAUAAACAAAACUUUGAACAACAUUUUACUUCAUAUUUUCAAAUAAUAACAGAUCAAAGUCAAGAUGUGAGUACACUCCAGAAUUAUGUUACUGAUUUGAAAAGUUCUAUUAUAAAUUUAUUAGAAGGAAAAAUAUCACCUCUAAUUCUCAUACCACAAGUAAUUCAACAAACUGUAAAUGAUAUUCAAAAUAUUUUAAAUGUUAAUUAUACAGGAUAUAAAAUUUUAACCUCAAGUCCACAUUAUUAUUAUAAUAAUGCUCAAUUUGUUGUUUUUAGGAAUAAUUCAAAGUUGUAUUUAGCUGUCCAAUUUCCACUUACAACUCAUGGAAAAACAUUUCAAACGUAUAAAAUCAAAACAUUUCCUGUUCAAGUCACAACUCAACUUUUAGAUCUACCAGAAUAUAUUUUAAUGACACAUGAUAGGAAACAUUUUACUACUCUUACCUUUGAACAAUUGAAUGCAUGUAAAGGUUUUAAUCCAAAACAUUAUUCAAAAUCAGUAUAUGGUGUAUCACAGUUGGAUAAAGGGUCACCCAGGGCAUUCUUUGCAGUCUACAGCUGUGUUUCCAAGGAUUCAAUUAUGGCUCGGAACCCAUAG
Messenger RNA from Mytilus trossulus (common blue mussel), 1313 nucleotides. RefSeq lists its product as uncharacterized. The record is from RefSeq and is a predicted model, not a curated record. The transcript has 3 exons. Bases 102 to 1313 code for a protein of 403 amino acids. Lineage: Eukaryota; Metazoa; Mollusca; Bivalvia; Mytilida; Mytilidae.